CUUAAGCGAGGUUCACAAGCUACAGCGCAAAAUCAAAACAAUAAACAUGGCGAUGCCCUUGGCUAAAAGUUUUGCUAUUCUAAGAAUUUCUCAACAACUUAAAUAUUUAAGUUAUCCAUUUAGUAGUAUUGUAUCCAAGAAUGCAGAUACGAAAGUAACUCAUACAGGACAAAAAUUUGAUGAAAAUGAUGCACGAUUGGCUCGUUUUAUUGACAAAGAAAAAUAUGUCAAUCCACAUUUUGCAAUUGACUUAAUAAAUUCUAUCCCACCAAAGGUUGUAAAAGAGAGAGUAGUUUCAUGUGAUGGUGGUGGUGGAGCUCUUGGUCAUCCUAAAGUAUACAUAAAUUUGGAUAAGGAUGGCCCAAAGGCCUGUGGUUACUGUGGAUUGAGAUUUGUUUUGGAUCACCAUCAUUGAAUUAUAAUGUAAAUGCAUAGAUAUUAUUUGUUAAUAGUGAAAUAAAUUUGAAUGCCCAUA
Molecule: messenger RNA, 475 nt
Organism: Argiope bruennichi
Lineage: Eukaryota; Metazoa; Arthropoda; Arachnida; Araneae; Araneidae
Gene: ND-13A
Product: NADH dehydrogenase [ubiquinone] iron-sulfur protein 6, mitochondrial-like
Exons: 4
Coding region: 47-415 (122 amino acids)
Biological process (GO): mitochondrial electron transport, NADH to ubiquinone
Source: RefSeq, a predicted model, not a curated record